UGUACGUCCACAAACUCUCUCUGUCACUCACAUGGCGCUCGCCACCGUGUCUGGCGUGAUCUCCGCCCUGCUGGUAAUUCUCGCCGGAGUCGCGGCCACGGCGCAGCCUCCUCCUGCCGUGGGAGGGCCACCCCCGGUGCCAUCGCCGGUCCCCGCUACACCUCCUCCGGCAGGGGGAGCCACCCCUCCGCCGGCGGUGGGGCCGCCCAAGCCGCCUCCGUUGCCGGCCGGGCCGCCUAAGUUCCCGGCGCUCCUCGCGUUCGGCGACUCCGUGGCCGACACGGGCAACAACAACCACAUCCGGACCUUCAUCAGGGCCAACUUCCCGCCCUACGGCAAGAACUUCCCCGGCCACAAGCCCACCGGCCGGUUCUGCGACGGCAAGGUCAGCGUCGACUUGCUAGCAUCGGCGCUGGGCGUGAAGGAGCUAGUGCCGCCGUACCUGAAGAGGGACCUCUCCAUCGAGGAGCUCAAGACGGGCGUUACCUUCGCCUCCGCCGGCAACGGGUACGACAACGCGACCUGCCGGACCAUGUCGGCGCUGACGAUGGAGCGGCAGCUGCAGCUGUUCGAGGAGUACAAGCAGAAGGUUGGCGGCACCAUACCCGACAAGGCGCUCUACAUCGUCGUCACGGGCAGCAACGACAUCGUGGAGCACUUCACCUUCGCGGACGGCAUCACGGAGCCCCGGUACGCGGAGAUCAUGGUGGAGCGCGCCAUCGCCUUCGUGCAGUCGCUGGCGGACCUGGGCGCGAAGCGGAUCGCGCUGGUGGGGGCGCCGCCGGUGGGGUGCCUGCCGUCGCAGCGCAUGAUCGCCGGCGGGCUCAAGAAGCAGUGCGCCACCGACCGCAACCAGCUCGCCCUGCUCUUCAACCACAGGGUGGGGCAGGAGAUGGCGAAGCUGGGCGCCAGGCUCCCGGGGGUCACGCUCGUCAACAUCGACCUCUACACCAUCUUCGCCGACGUAGUCCACCGGCCCGAGGCGUACGGGCUCAAGAACACCCACGACGCAUGCUGCGGAUACAUCGGCCUGGCCGCCGCCGUGCUCUGCAACUUCGCCAGCCCGCUCUGCAAGGAACCAUCCAGCUACUUGUUCUGGGACAGCUACCACCCCACCGAGAACGGAUACAAGAUCCUCAUCGACGCCAUCGUAGCAAAAUACUUCAGAUUCAUGCACUAGCGAGAGCUAGCAGUGCACUCUCUCUUUUGGUAGCAAGUACGUACGUAGUGUAAUUCACUAGCAAGUUUUUUUUAAUAAGAUAUAAUAGUAUAAUACGCCAUAGGAGUACUCUGCUUUUUAUUUUAUAUUAGAUAUAGUACU
This is a messenger RNA of Hordeum vulgare subsp. vulgare (domesticated barley), 1321 nucleotides long. Its product is annotated as GDSL esterase/lipase At3g14820-like. Gene Ontology annotation, biological process: lipid metabolic process. NCBI's taxonomy places the organism in Eukaryota, Viridiplantae, Streptophyta, Magnoliopsida, Poales, Poaceae. Bases 32 to 1180 code for a protein of 382 amino acids. Gene Ontology annotation, molecular function: lipase activity. The record is from RefSeq and is a predicted model, not a curated record. The transcript is spliced from 2 exons.